This is a messenger RNA of Hermetia illucens (black soldier fly), 1565 nucleotides long. Its product is annotated as ninjurin-1. Gene Ontology annotation, cellular component: membrane. Lineage: Eukaryota; Metazoa; Arthropoda; Insecta; Diptera; Stratiomyidae. Gene Ontology annotation, biological process: cell adhesion; tissue regeneration. Bases 552 to 1328 code for a protein of 258 amino acids. The record is from RefSeq and is a predicted model, not a curated record. The transcript has 5 exons.
AGCGGUUAGCCAACAUUACACUAUUCAAACUUCAGCAGCACAGUUGGGUUUAGUUGUGUAUCUUAACACGAAAGCUUCUGGUGUUCGCUAGAGAAGAAGAAUUCAAAUCAGAUAAAUCUAAUUUUGAACAAAGUUUUCCCCGGAAAAUUCGAAAAAGUAGCUGAACUGACCUGUGGUACUUUCUGCAGAGUCAAUAGCAAAAUCCAAACUACGUUUCACAGAUUUCCUCAAAUUUUGGACAAAAAUAAAUCAAAGACUCAUUGGUCCACGGUCCGGGGAGCCCCGCAAGCUUUGAAUGUAUUCUUAGUACAGAGUUGUCGGUACAACGAAUCUACAGACGCAACCGAACUUUUAUAUGAAACUUAAAGAUUUAAGCUGAGAUCAGUGCUAAUCGAGGAGUCAAGUUUUGCUGGUGUUUCGGCGGAUUGCUAAGAGGCCACGCGCAAAGAGAACCUGUUCUUGGUAGAAACGCAUUUUGAAUAUUUUAUUAGAAUUGUCGGGAGUGCCCGAAAACCGGCAGUGAAAAUUUAUUUGCUGAGUUGGCUGCAACAAUGGAGAAAAACGGACAAGUUACAAUAAACAUGGGGAUUUUUGAAAAGAACGCCGAAAACGCUGAUCGGCGUGCAAGAAAUAUUGAACUGGCAGAAGAAGACGCUGAACCUCUAGUGCCUAAAGACCCUACAAAACCUCCGAUUGCCCAUCCUGAACAUGAUUCUGAUGAAGGUCCAGACGAUGAUGUACCAUUCACUCCAGACGCACGUCCAGGUAUCGACGACGGUUUCUUUCCGCCCGACACAGAUAUACCACCAUCAUUCCCCGAAAAUCCUGACACCGAAUUAUCACCUGAAGAACCAAAUGGUAUUGUACCACGAGGUCCUGGCGGCGACGAAACCGACUCAGAUCGUCCUGGACAGCCAUUCCCUUUUGCACCAGAGUUCGGUCCAAAUGUUGUCAACGUGAAUGGCGUACCGACGAUUAUUCCAGAUGUAAAUGAAUACCAGCAUAAGAAAACUUUGGCACAAGGGAUGAUGGACUUGGCGCUACUUUCGGCAAAUGCAAACCAACUUCGAUACGUACUGGAAUCAUAUAAAAGACAUCCCUAUUAUUAUGCCAGUCUCAUUUUCAUUGUAAUGAGUUUAGUGUUCCAGAUUGCCGUUGGCGUUGGACUCAUUCUGAACAGUCGUUAUAAUGUGAAAGACAAGAAGGAGAUAUGCAAAGCAAACAGAAUCAACAAUUUCACGAUAAUUGGCAUUUUUAUCGUAACAAUAGUGAAUGUCUUCAUAUCGGCAUUUGGGGUUGCUGACCCGCCCCCAGAAAUGAGGGCAUAAUUUUGUUUGGAAUUUGUUUUCGUUUAUAGCGUAGGAUCUAGUUGUUAAAAUUAAAUUUAAGAUACUGAAACAUUAUUUAUAUUUUUUUAUGAAUGCCAUUAUUUGAUCAAAAUGAUUUAUAUGGAAUAUUGUGUGAUAUAUACUUUAAGUAUAGAAAUAUGUUAAGGAAAGAAUAUUGUGCAAAGUUUUGGACGAAACUCAUGCUUUAAAUACAAAAGUCAUAAAUUUAAGUUUGAA